AUGGAGGGCGUUAUGCGGCGGCAUAGGAUGUUUUUCGCUGUGUUUUACGUUGUUUUAGUUUUGGCGGUUGAGGCCAACAUUGGUGAAUAUGAUGAGGUGUGGGAGAAGAGAGCCCGUGAUGCGAAGAAGGAUGCUCAUGGGGCUUAUAACCCUAAUCCACAUGAAGUUGUUCAUCAUUUCAAUCAUCAUGUCAACAAAGCGAUAGAAGGGAGUAGUAAUCGUACAAGGAGGAGUUUACGUCUGAAACAUAAAUAUCACGGUCCAUGCCUCGCUACAAAUCCCAUAGAUCAAUGCUGGAGGUGCGACCCAAACUGGGCCAGGAACCGCAUGAAGCUGGCGGACUGCGUCCUCGGCUUCGGCCGCCACACCACUGGCGGCAAAGGCGGCAAGAUAUACAUCGUUUCCAACCCCUCCGACGACGACCUAGUCAACCCCCGCCCGGGAACUCUCCGCCACGCCGUCAUCCAGCGCGGCCCGCUGUGGAUCAUCUUCGGCCGCAGCAUGGUCAUCCGCCUCAAAGGCGAGCUCAUCGUGACGAGCCACAAGACCAUCGACGGGCGGGGGCGCCAGAUCCACCUGGCGCAGGGCGCCGGCAUAACGCUGCAGUUUGUGAAGAACGUCAUCAUCCACUGCCUCCACAUCCACGACAUCAAAGCCGGCGGCGGCGGGAUGAUCAGGGACUCGCUCAGCCAUUUCGGGCAGCGGACCAGGAGCGACGGCGAUGGGAUCACCGUGUUUGGGUCCACCAAUGUUUGGAUCGACCAUAUCUCCAUGUCCAACUGCGCCGACGGGCUCAUCGACGUGGUUCAGUCGUCCACGGCGGUGACGAUCUCCAACUGCCAUUUCACCCACCACAACGAUGUGAUGCUGUUCGGGGCGAGCAAUGGGUAUUCCAAAGACAAGAUAUUGCAGAUCACGGUGGCGUUCAAUCACUUUGGGCAGGGGCUGAUUCAGAGAAUGCCCAGAGUGAGAUACGGCUUCGUCCACACCGUCAACAACGACUACACUCACUGGCUUAUGUACGCCGUCGGCGGCAGCCAAAACCCUACUAUUCUUAGCCAAGGCAAUCGCUUCAUUGCUCCUCCCAAUCCUGCAGCUAAAGAGGUGACGAAGAGGGAAUAUACAGCGGAGAGUGUGUGGAAGAGUUGGGCGUGGAAGUCGGAUGGAGAUGUGAUGAUGAACGGCGCCUUUUUCGUGCAAUCUGGAAAUCGCAAUCAGCAUUUUCCCACCGGCGACGAAAAGAUCAAGCCUAAGCCCGGGAACUUCGUUAACAUGCUCACCAAAUUUUCCGGCCAUCUCGACUGCCAUGACGGGAAGCCUUGUUGAAGAUGUACACGUGUACUUCAAAUCUCUGAUCCAACAAAUUAAAAAGCUAGGGAAGAAUUGAAGUGAACAAAAUCAGAUAGCUAGAUAUAUACAUGUAGAACAAUAAUGCAUGUAAAGAUAGGUUUCAAGGAAAGGAAAAUAAUAUAAUU
Messenger RNA from Ipomoea nil (Japanese morning glory), 1475 nucleotides. RefSeq names its product pectate lyase-like. The record is from RefSeq and is a predicted model, not a curated record. Gene Ontology annotation, molecular function: pectate lyase activity. The coding region runs from base 1 to 1326 and encodes 441 amino acids. NCBI's taxonomy places the organism in Eukaryota, Viridiplantae, Streptophyta, Magnoliopsida, Solanales, Convolvulaceae. The transcript has 3 exons.